Electrophorus electricus (electric eel) is the source of this 2514-nucleotide messenger RNA. It is a transcript of the gene asb3, whose product is annotated as ankyrin repeat and SOCS box containing 3. Gene Ontology annotation, molecular function: protein binding. Gene Ontology annotation, biological process: intracellular signal transduction. Gene Ontology annotation, cellular component: cytoplasm. NCBI's taxonomy places the organism in Eukaryota, Metazoa, Chordata, Actinopteri, Gymnotiformes, Gymnotidae. The record is from RefSeq and is a predicted model, not a curated record.
CCCUAGCUAGCUUAGCUGUCACGUGCUACUAGAACUAAAAGGUCGAUAAACCUUGCAGCAGUUCCGAAUAUUUCACAAUAUUCUCUUUUAGCUACGUGCAUCUGAUCAGAGAGCAAUUUAGCUAGUAUAUUUGCCUUGCAGAUAAAUCGGCUAGCCCUCUAAAUUAAUUCAAAUGCUCAUUAGAUUUAGUUCAUAUAGACCUGAAAUAGCCGAGUUUCACUUCUGCCUGGACAAGCUAGCUAACCUAGCGUUGUCCCCAUUCAAUUACUUUUGACAUUUUUUGCAUAGGCUGUUAAACGUUGCAUUUAUUAUUUAGAUAGCUAGCAUACACAGCUAGAUAAUAUUGAGUAACGCUAGCUAGGGUUAAGACCAUAUAUAAGUAUAUAGCUAUAUGUGGGAUUUAUGCAGUCGGGACAGAUAUAACGUUGCUCAGCUAACGCUAGUUAGCUAAGAUAGAUAUGUAGCUGGUUUUAUACUUGAAUGAUCUGUGGUGGCCAGUUUAGCUGGCUAGCCUUCAUUAGCUGGGCUGUAGCUUUUAAUCUUCCCUAGGGUUAGAGUUUUAGUAGUGCCACUUAAACUGGAAUGUGAUUUUCACAUUAGCCAACUAGCUUCUUUUAUACAAGGUAGCACCUGUGACAUUUAAGCACUUAGCUUGCUAGUUAACUAGUUACAUUUUCUAAUAAUCUUUCAGCUAUGUGGCUAACUAUCAGUUAGUUACAUUUUCUAAUAAUCUUCCAGCUGUGUGGCUAACUAUGCUUGCUUGCUAGCUAGCUAAAUUAGUACUGAGGGUGGAGACAUUGGUUGUAGUAAAAUUCCUUGACAUCGUUUUCACUGUUUAGAUAGCUGGCAGCAAAGUUAUAAUGGAUUUCACGGAAUGCUAUCAAGAUACUUGCUCAACCGUAGCUCUUGCGGCUAGACGAGGAGACAGUAGACGAGUUUCUAAACUCAUCAAGAAAGGCUACUCUGUAGACGUCAAAGACAACCGAGGGUGGACCGCUUUGCAUGAGGCUGCAGCAUCUGGGUCUUCAGAGUGUGUGCGGUUUCUUCUUGGUGCCGCUGUGACCUGCGAAGACUACGUGAACUCGCUGACACACAACUCCGAAACACCUCUCUAUUUCGCGGCCAAGAACGGACACCUGCGUGCAGUUAACAGGCUUAUAAAGGGUGGUGGAGAUAUAAAAAAAAUGUCCAAUGACCUUUCCAGCCCCCUUUUUGCAGCUGUGGAUGGUGGACAUAAAGAAGUGGUGCAACUGCUAGUGAGUAAAGGAGCAGAGGUCAAUGGAGCUCAUUCCACCUCAGGCUGGUCCUGUCUUCAUCAGGCAGUUUACAAGGGCCACACUGAGAUUGUGAAAUUCCUGGUCAGCAUUUGUUCUCUUGAGGCUGUGGAUGACUACGGGAUCACGCCGUUGUUCGUUGCUGCCCAGUAUGGACGUCACCACUGUCUAGAAGUCCUUGUGAAUGCUGGUGCAAAUGUGAAUUGCCAAGCAAAUGACCUGGCCACACCGCUUCUCAUUGCUGCUCAAGAGGGACAUUUAUCAUGUGUGGAGCUUCUCCUGGCCCGAAAGGCAGACCCAAACCUCUAUUGCAACGAGGACCAGUGGCAGCUUCCCAUCCAUGCCGCGGCCCAGUUCGCUCGUGUCAGCAUUCUGGAGAAACUGAUCUCUGUGACGGGCAGGGACUGUGACCAGGGUGAGGGGAAGGUCAGCCCCAUUUAUCUCUCAGUGCUUGGUGGUCAAGCGGACAGUCUUCGGCCGCUGCUCAGAGAGGGCUACAGCCCAGAUGCCCAGAACUGCAGGCAGUUUGGAUACUACUGCCCUCUGGACAUGGCUCUGUGGUGCAACUCCUGGAAUUUAGAUGGAGAAUGCCACCAGAGCCGAGAGAUCGCUCAGGUGCUGCUGGCUGCUGGUGCGCAUGUUAGCCUGGCCACGUAUGUCCUUGCCUUGCAGGGUCAUGUACCUGAGCAUCUGCCGCUGAUCCUGGAGCAUGCCGGCCUGCCCGCGGGUGAGGAGCUGUGGGCGCUGGUGCAGGCGGCCCUGGAUGAAUUGCCCAGUGCGCCCUUUUGGCUCCCCCUGCUGCUCAAAGCUGGACUCGACCCCUCUCUGCUCCUCAAGCAUAAAAUGCUUGAAGAGGCAGAGAGCAGGGUGCUUAAUUUCUUGCUGGAGUUUAUUAAUUGGAAGUCUCUGCCCUCCACGAUGCUUCACAUUCUCUCUCGCCGUCGAGCUGAAGGCACUUGGACCCCACACGGACAUUUUGAGAGUGUUCCUGCACUGACUCAUCUGUGUCGACUGGCAGUGCGAGCUGCAGUGGGCAGUGAUGCUCUGUCUAAACCCUCCUUUGUGCAGCAGCUGCCUAUUCCCACACUGCUGCAAGACUACCUCCAGUUCAACGACAUCUCCAGUGCCUACACCUACACAGCAGCCUGACUCACGCGCCGGGCUAAUUAACUUCCCUUACUCGUUUCAAUGCGGUAUUUUGUAUAUAUGUUAAUAAAACUUAAAUGACCACCUACUGAAA